AUUCGUCUACCUCCUCCCCUCUUGUACCCUAUUCUCUCAUUCUUUCUCUGUUCCUCGAUCGAAGUCUUCUUUUUGUUCGAAGAUAUGGCAGCCAAUGGCGUUGUUUCCGGCAAGAGCUUGAUCGUCAGCUUCGGUGAGAUGCUGAUAGACUUUGUCCCCACCGUCUCCGGCGUUUCUCUAGCCGAAGCACCCGGAUUCCUCAAAGCUCCUGGCGGAGCCCCCGCUAACGUUGCCAUCGCUGUCGCUAGACUCGGCGGCAAGGCGUCCUUCGUCGGGAAACUCGGAGACGACGAGUUCGGGCGUAUGCUGGCGGAUAUUCUCAAGCAAAACGGAGUCUCCGACGACGGGAUCUUGUUUGACCAGGGCGCUAGAACCGCUCUCGCCUUUGUUACGCUACGCGCCGACGGAGAGCGUGAGUUCAUGUUCUACAGGAAUCCCAGCGCCGACAUGCUGUUGAAGCCGGAGGAAUUGAACCUUGAUCUCAUCAGAUCAGCCAAAGUGUUUCAUUAUGGAUCGAUAAGUUUGAUAGUGGAACCAUGCAGAUCAUCUCAUUUGAAGGCAAUGGAAGUGGCCAAAGAGGCUGGCGCAUUGCUCUCUUAUGACCCUAACCUUCGUCUUCCACUUUGGCCUUCGGCUGAUGAAGCCAGGAAACAGAUUUUGUCCAUCUGGGAUAAGGCUGAUAUCGUCAAGGUCAGCGACGUCGAGCUCGAGUUCCUCACCGGCAGCGACAAGGUAGACGACGAAACCGCCAUGAAACUCUGGCGCCCCAAUUUCACCCUGCUCCUGGUCACCCUCGGUGAAAAGGGUAGCCGAUACUACACCAAGAAAUUCCAUGGGGCAGUCGAUGCAUUCCAUGUAAACACCGUGGAUACAACCGGCGCCGGCGACUCUUUCAUCGGGGCUCUGCUAUCGAAGAUCGUCGACGAGCCCUCAAUUCUCGAGGACGAAUCUAAGUUGAGGCAAGUGUUGAGAUUUGCAAAUGCAUGUGGAGCCAUCACUACGACCAAGAAGGGAGCCAUCCCGGCACUGCCUACUGAAGCCGAUGCACUAGCCUUAAUCAAUGGAGCUUAGCCUCUAAGCAAGUUUACAUUGUUUUUUAUCUUCCUUUUUUUUUCACCCACAUUUCGAUGAGUUUUCAAUUUAUUUCCCUUUUAUUAUGCAACCUGUGGUUUUCCUUAUUUCCUUGCGGUGUAAUGGUGGGAACGCUUUUGUUGUUUUAAUAUAUUAGGAAGAAAGUUUGUUUC
Hibiscus syriacus is the source of this 1244-nucleotide messenger RNA. RefSeq names its product fructokinase-2-like. Bases 85 to 1071 code for a protein of 328 amino acids. The record is from RefSeq and is a predicted model, not a curated record. The transcript has 3 exons. Lineage: Eukaryota; Viridiplantae; Streptophyta; Magnoliopsida; Malvales; Malvaceae. Gene Ontology annotation, cellular component: cytosol. Gene Ontology annotation, biological process: fructose metabolic process. Gene Ontology annotation, molecular function: fructokinase activity.